AUGGACACAACGCACGGCUCUGAAACCGACGAAGAAGACAACGAGGACGAAGCACAAGAGUAUCUCAACAAGAUGACCGACGACACAAAUCGAAAAGUCGAAACCGUAUUCGGCAAAGGCGUCGAAGUGUGGAAAUCGUUCAACGGCACUAUCUACGCCGAUGUAAACGACAAGGUCAAGAGGAAACAGCGAGACGAAGAGGUGUGGGGGAAAAAGAGGAAACGUGGUGGCGCGGACGGGCAGGGGAAAGUCUUCUACGCCAACACGAGACCUACCGCAGAGUACAUACUCCGACAGUACGAUUUCAUACCCUUCACUGCCAACGAGAUACGAUACCUCAUUUCCAUCUACACCUACAGCGUCGCAAUGGGAGAACUUCCCGGUGCGGCCGUCUCAAGAAGCGGAUUUCCCUGCUGCACCCUUGGAGUACAAGUCUUUGUCGAAGAAGAUUUUAGAGCUGGGAGGUACGGGUACAAGUACGUCUGGCAGCUUCGAUCGGCCCAUCAAGCCGUUGCCAACACGUGUACACCGGAUGGACGGGGUGCAGACGACGGACACUACGUCCGCAUCACCGCGGUCAAAUCGAUCAAACUCUCAGGUACAACCCGUCACUCCUCCGCCCUCUACGCCAACAAGCUUCCUCGGCAGUGUGCUAGGCGGAGCUCGCAGGGCGAUAUCAGGGUCUUUUGGGAGUUUCGAAAGUACACAGGCGGACCGAUUUGA
Molecule: messenger RNA, 723 nt
Organism: Alternaria viburni
Lineage: Eukaryota; Fungi; Ascomycota; Dothideomycetes; Pleosporales; Pleosporaceae
Exons: 2
Coding region: 1-723 (240 amino acids)
Source: RefSeq, a predicted model, not a curated record